This is a messenger RNA of Acanthaster planci (crown-of-thorns starfish), 9320 nucleotides long. RefSeq names its product apoptosis-resistant E3 ubiquitin protein ligase 1-like. The record is from RefSeq and is a predicted model, not a curated record. NCBI's taxonomy places the organism in Eukaryota, Metazoa, Echinodermata, Asteroidea, Valvatida, Acanthasteridae. Gene Ontology annotation, molecular function: ubiquitin protein ligase activity. Gene Ontology annotation, cellular component: cytoplasm; cytosol. Gene Ontology annotation, biological process: ubiquitin-dependent protein catabolic process; protein polyubiquitination; negative regulation of apoptotic process.
ACAAUAUGUGGCAAAAUUAGGGACCUGGCAACUACUUCCAAUCGCUGACCAAUGCCAAACACAGUCAGGAUCUGUUUGGUCUUGGAUCCAGACAGCAUUAGAGAUGGUGAUCUGAACUGAUGUUUUAUCAGCGACUGUGUAUCACUCGAAAUGAAGCCUUGUGUGUAUGCGUGAAUGCAAUGAAUGUGUCAAAAAAAACAGCUGUCGGGUGUUUUCAUGGGUGUGUCAACAUCGUGUGGGAUGGGGAUUGGACGAGCGAAUGGUGUACGCUCCACACAUGCCACGCUGUUCUAGCAACGAGUUCACACUGGAUCCAAAGCAUCGUAUGCAUUUCGGUUCAUCAUCCAUCAACAUUUAUUGGCAAUGUUAUGCUCUGGGGAUCGACGUGUACUUACAUACUGUACAUGUAAUAACGCUGUGUGGGUCCCGGACCAAACAGAUCCCGAUUGUGUUUGGCAUCGGUCAGUUAGAGUUAGUCACAAAAAUUUAUAGAUUUCUACAAAUUGGAAAUUGGCCAAAGUAAUACAACAGACUUUCAGAGUAUUGAUGGGGUCGGUGAUCCAUACAAGCAAAAGGGGUUUCAUGGAAGGCAUUUUUGCUGAGUCCCCACUUUUUGAAUUGACAGCUGUGGAGCCUGGGAUACGGAGGGAGUUCAAGACUGGCCCCCAGUCUGGGGCUAGGCCAUGGCAUGUUGUUAAUUAACAAAAAUGGCAGUCAAGACCCACUGGUGGCCUUGCUUUGUGGGUGUGGUACUUCUUGCAAUAGUCCUGGGUUUAGCUACUGUCCAUUGGCAAAAACAGAGUGAAUUUGACUCCUUCAUCAAAGAACACGGCUUGACUCACUACGAAUCCACUUUCUCCAGUGCUGGUGUUAGCUACUUGGAGCAGUUUGCCUCUCCAGAUCUGCUGGAGCAUGAAGUCUUUGAGAAGCUCUCUGCCGCUGGGAGAAACAAAAUCCAUCAAGUCUCAGAGAAGCUGGCUUCCUCACUGCUUCUCUUCCAGUGGCUGGAUUCACGACAACUGCAGCAUCACCAUGGCGAUGUUCAGGCAUGGUUGGAUAAGCACAAACAGAAACGACACAGAGGCUCACAUUUUGGGUAUACUAGUGUGAGACAGCUUGCCAUGCUUACACAAGAGGAGAUUUCUCAUCUCAUCACGUACUUGAAGACAACAGAGUUUGAGACCUACUUGCUGAGGGAAGGCAUUAAGGAACUUGCAGUUGAGGACAGUUGGAGACAACUGAUCUUGAAUCCAACAUUCUCCAGUGUUCAGAAAAUGAAGGAUUUUUUUAUUUUUGAUCGCCUGCUCAUCCUGACCAUGCCCCUGGGUCUGCUCUGCUUCUGGGUGUGGGGAAAUUACCAGUUGGCCCGGGGAAUCCCCCAGCAGCAGGGCCGGGAGAGACCCUCCUCCAUCCUCAACUACAUCACAGGGAGUCUGCUGGACGUCAACUGCUGUAAGGUGGAGUGGGGCUGGGCGGAACCGGCCAUUGUGGGAGAAACAAUGAGCUUUGUGAUCAAGUUUUUCCAGCGGAAUCGAAGGCCUUACAUCAUCAACCGAGACAACAGCCUACCAGUUAUCAUUGAGAUCACGGUCAGUCAGCAGCGCGUUGCCUGCUCGUUAGAGUACGGCACAAUCAACGAAGUCAAAGCUUCUUUCACGGUUCGUCGGGCCGGGCUGUACACAAUCACUGUUCGCUUAGGCCAGAUGAACAUCAGAGGCAGUCCCUACAGAAUGAACUUCCUGCCAGGUCCAGUGGAUCCCUCUAAAUCAGCCUUUGUGCGGCACAGCUCCACCAUGGUAGUGACCCGCGGUCACAUGUGUCCACUGUUUAUUGAGCCUAGAGACCAGUUUGGCAAUCCCUGCUUAACCAGCCUGGACACAAACAGGGGCGACAGGAACAAGACUGAUGACUACUGUUUGCAAGUCACAGAGAUUGGCAGUGAUACUUUUGACAGUAAAAAACCACAUUACGAGGUAAAACCGAGCCAAGACAGGCAGUUGGCCCUGCGUGUGCGCAUGGAGACGACUGGCUGCUACAAAGCCUUGGUCACCUACAGAAAGGAAAAGUUGAGCAACGGCGAGUUUAAUAUUCUUGUAUUGUCUGAGAAUGAUGCUGAAAAAGUUAAGAAAAACUUGGACAAGAAGAGCACCGAAGGGUACGAGGCCACACUGCUGACCCACAACAAUGCUAAGCAACGGCGGCCAAAGAAGGUUUACUGUUAUAUCUCACCCAAACAGCUGACUGUCAAAGAGUUCUACCUCCGCAUCAUUCCCAAGAGGCUGCAGACAUUCAGAGUGUGUCCAGCCACCAAAUUCAACUUUAGCAAGGACCAAGCAGAGCAAGAGGUGCCUGUAUUUAGCGUUGAAGAUGGUUGCCAACCACCCAUGCAGCUGGCUUCCAAGCACAGAGAUGUCAUGGCCGCUACUUUCACCAAAUUCCUCCUUACAAAUAUCGGAGGAUCAGAGACGUUUCAGGACAAGCAGCGAUGUUUCCAUCGGGAGGUUGUCAGUCUGAAGCCGCGGAAGCAUCACUCAGUUGUGACAUUGAACAUUGACCGGCACAGUCUCUUGGAGAGCUCCAUGAAAGCCACAAAGCCUUUUUCAACUUCUGAUUGGUGCAAGAAAUUUGAGAUCAGCUUCCUAGGAGAAGAAGGUCAAGACUGGGGUGGUCUGGGAAGAGAGUGGACGGAGCUGGUCUGCACGGCACUCUUUGCCCCAGAGAAUAAAUUCUUCAAGAGGUUUCGAGACAACAACCAAGGGCUGGUUCAUCCCAAUCCAGAAAGGCCACCUCACUUGUGCAAGACUAAAUACUAUGAGUUUGCGGGCAAGGUAGUGGGCAAGUGUCUGUAUGAGUCAUCACUGGGCAGUGUCACUAGGCAGCUGGUCAAGGCCAGGUUCUCAAGGUCCUUCCUGGCUCAGCUGAUUGGACUCAGGGUCUCUCAUAAGUAUUUUGAGACGGAUGAUCCUGAUUUUUACACCACCAAAGUGCGCUUUAUACUGGACAAUGACGUCAACGAUAUGGGCCUGACCUUCUCUGAGGAGGUGUACAGCAAAGGAGGCCAACUUGCUCAGGAGGUGGACUUGAUUCCUGGUGGAGCCAGCACUCCGGUAACCAAUGACAACAAGACUGAGUACUUGGAUAAGCUGGCCCAGCAUCGACUGGCAAACAACGUGCAAGAGGAAAUAGAAGCCUUCCUCAAAGGCCUCAACGACCUGAUUCCAGACCAGCUGCUCAGCAUGUUUGAUGAAAACGAGUUGGAGUUACUAAUGUGUGGUACCUGCGCUUUUAGUGUGACCGAUAUGCAGAGACAUUACAUCCCGUCGGGACAAGGGGAACAGUUCGGUCAGAUGCUGGACUGGUUUUGGACUGUCGUGGCCAGCUUCACCCAGGAAGAGAUGGCCAGACUGCUGCAGUUCACGACCGGCUGCUCCCAGCUGCCUCCGGGUGGCUUCGCUGAACUCAGCCCCAAGUUUCAGGUCAUAGCCGCGCCGACACACGGCACGCUGCCAACUGCACAUACAUGCUUCAACCAGCUUUGCCUGCCAACUUACGACAGCAUCGAGCACCUUCAGAAGGCUCUGGUGUUAGCCAUCAACGAGGGAGGGGAAGGUUUCGGUCUACUCUGAUGUCCCCUUGCUCCCUUUCUGUGACCACCAACACCACCCUCAAGUAAAAACAACCUGAAAUUGUGAAAAUUAUCUCACCUCACCAAGGUAACGGCCUUUCCUGGUGCCCUUUUUUUAAAGGAAGUUUCUGGUGUCUAAUUCAGACCUUGUACAGGUAUGUGGCAUGCAAAAAUCUAAAAGACAGGGAAAUGACAUGAACGAAAUUUUGGACACAAAAUGUCUGCAUAUUUUUCCACUGUAGCACAGAUGAAAGUAAUUUGUUUGCAUCAGUCUUUAGAACAUGGUGAAUUAGUUUCAUUGCAUAGAUAGUUUUAAGACAUGUGAAAUGUAGGCCUUUUGGUCAUUACUUUGUAGGUGAAUUUGAUCAAAGUGGUAAUUGAAAUCACAUACAUAGGAAUGUUUGCAUAAUUUGAAUGUUGCUGCCUUGUUUGGAUUUAUGUAAAGAGUGUCUUGUUCAUUAUUUUUGUGCAUUUUUUUUGGUACAAUUGUUAUGCUUAAUUUUGUGCUUGCUAAAAGCAAGAAUGGUCACAGUCUUUUAUUGAAGGUGCAAUCUAUAUUUAUUACGCUUUGUAUUCUUUCAUCAUUUCAUGGAUUUUUUUCCAAGCCAAAUAUAAAUUUGUGUCAAGCGUAGCUGUGUCAAUAUAUGCUUUCAUGUAAAUUUCAUGAGAAACUGCAGUUUUACUGAGUUUAAUGUAUCAUUCUUUUGCUACUUAACUUUAAAGUUAGUUACAUGUAAGACGAGAUGAUGUGGUCAAGGCAGGUUUUUUAACUGGCUCACUGCAGCUGUAAACCUGAUUCCAUCGCCACCUAUGAAGUCACUCUGUGGACUAACUUAAGCCAACAACAGCGUUCUUGAUUGGGCAGUUCACUUCAGGCUGCUGUAAUGAGGUUUCUGAUAUGAAUGUCGUCUUAUUUGCCUCUCUCAGUUGGCGCUAUUGUCAAUGCCACUGAAUCAUUGUUAGAGGAAUUAAUCUGAUGGAGUUGAUAAAUCGAUGGCUCACUGCAUGUUGGAAAAGGUUGACAUCACAUGACUUUCCCAUAGCAAUCAUGCACGGCUCUAAAGCAUUGUACUUUGUCCAAGCUACCGAGCCAAAUCUUGUAAAUCCCCCCAUCUUGUCGCAAAACAGGAUGUUGCGAUAAUUCAGUCGUUUCUUCAGUGUGUGAAGUCACAUCGGUCACACUCACUUGGAUGUCCACCAUCUUCAAAGCAUGGUACGUGCAGUCAGUAAAGCAUCACAUAAUUACCAAGGUCAAUCUGUGAGCCUGAAAAAGACCUGAUAGGGUAUCAACAAUCGGGGUUGCAUUAUAAUGUAACUCACUCCUAUUUUUAAAGUUGAUGCCUGAGGAAAAAUAGUGCUAAAGCAAUCUGAGCCGUCAGGUUUACCCAAUGAAGAAAUGAAUAACAGGAAAAAUGAUGGAGGUUCCUUUACUACAGGGAUGCUAAUUUGGGGCUUUUUUAAAGGUGCAUGAUUUUGUACAUGUACAUGCACUAGCUUGUAAUUCGAGGAGUGCAUUGGAGUUUAUGAAAUAUUCUUAACAAGAUAUUUGUACAUAGAAUUUUUUACGCAGAGAAAUUUGUACACAGAGAGUCAGAUUCAGCUCACAAACGCUUUGGUGUAACUUUUUUGCUGGAGGAAUGAAUGAGAUAAGUACGCUUUGAAAUGUUUGAUACUGAGCGCUCACACAACUCUUUCAAGGUAAUUGGAAAGCCCAAAUUACUUACUAAACAUUUCAUCUAUCUGUAAAGCAUUUCCUGCUUCACUCCAUGACGCUAGUGUUUGGUCCUUUCAGGCUAGAACCUAACCACAAAGUUUACUAACUGCUGACUCGUCUUUCCAGCGGUAUGAGUAUGUGUACUGUGUGCACAUGUUUAGUCUGGUCAAGUCAAACGUCUUUUGCCAUGUUUGCAAGGUGCAUUUCACUCACGCUUCUGUCCAUGAAACCAUUCCACCUGCAGCCACAUCUCAGGUAUAUGAUCUAUUUUAUACAGUGUCUUUGCAAAUGAAUGACAAAAAGGAUACAAUUUGACCAAGAAUUCAAGAUAAUACGAGUAAGUAAAUCAUGUUCUUAAUGACAGUGUGGUUUGAGUGACUGUAAGUGGUCCAGUUCAGCCCAAUAAUCUUCUUGUCAUGGUGGAAACAGAAUGUUUUGGUCAAAUAUAUGAAGGAUAAACAUGUGCAGAUGAACACUUAAGCUGUUGCUUCGAGGAUAAAGUGUUCUUCAGAUGCAUAAAAAUCAAGACAUAAUAAUACAUAAUUUAUAUCUGGAAGAAUGUUUUAUCGAAAGAGUCCUUGAACUUGAGUCCUCAGGUUUCUGCUUAUGUGCACUCUUUAGCUGAAUUGACUAAGGACUAUGUUACUAGGACUCACAUUUAAUGCCCACUGUUUUCGUGUAGAAAUAGAAAAAAAAAGGUACGUUGGUAUGUGGUCUAAGAUUCAAAGCUUGCUACUGCCUUUUACUUACCGAAAUUGAAUCACUUUUCCUACAUUUUCUUUCAGUUUGAAAAGUACUACAGCCCUUUGUGUUGGUAUUAGUUCAUAAGAUUCAUUAAAUUUCCAUCAGGAAUGCUUGUACAAUGAAUGUGUUUUUAGGCUUGCUGCCAUUAUCAUUAAGCUCAAGGUAGUUUCCUGCUCAACUUGUUUUCUUGUUUUAUCAUUCAAUAUUUAUCCCUUCACAUACAUUUUUCUAGUUUCAUCCAGUUUUGGAAGUAGGACUUAUGUUGUUGUAAUGGGUCUCUUGGUGCCAGAGUAUGUGUAUGCCGAUACAUAUAAGUGCUAUACUAAAAAAGCCACUUCCAUAUUUCAUUCAGCUGAAAUUUUUGGGAUAAAAAACACACCAUGCGUGUCCUGUUCAGUGCUUGUGUCUUGGCAUGCAAUUUAGUUGAUCAUGGCAUAUCCGGCUUGCACGUACAGUAUAUGUUUAUCCCAUUUCAUGGUGUUUGAUUACCGAACUAGAUCAUUGAUAAUACACAUGUAUACACUGUGCGAUAAACACAUUAUUGCAUUAUUUGUCAAGAAACGGAGAGUUGAAAUUGAGUACCCAGCCAGUGAUGCACACCGGAAGGUUGCAAACAUGCAGGCAAUAGUCAGUUAUGAAUACCCUGAGAGUACUCAGACAAUUACAUUAUACAACAAUGUUUUUUCCUCAUUACAAGGAGCAGUGAUAAGGCUAGUUAAAAAUGUUUUCUUUUCCCCAGCAUUUUUAGCCUCUGCUCACUUAAAGGACUUGAACUGUUUGUUUAUGGUAUAAUAGAUCCUGCCAACAUCUUCUUUCCAUAAUUCAGUAGUGUAAUCUUGUCAGUCCUAUAACCAACUGCAAAGUCACCACUCAGGUCAGCAUUAAUGAGUAAUUGGGAUGAACAGUUUAUAGACAAUUUUGUAUUUCAUUGAAUAGUUUGUGACUUAGAUGACUUGUUUACUACUUUAAUGAAGUGGUAUCGUUUAGCGCAUCCGUUAAGGAUUUGGAUUCUCUCUCGCUUUUUUCUUCUCAGAAACGGUUCAUGUGAGUCCUUGCUUUUAUUCUCUUGUUAAGAGAGGAUUAUCUUCACCAGUAUUUGGUGUUUCUUAGAAGAAAACAGCAGUUAUUAGUAGGUACGUGUUUCUUAUUGAAUGUGUAGAGUAAGUCUUUAGCCUGACGUGUGUAAUUUUACAAUCAGUGAAUUCAUCACAGCUGUUUAGUUGGAGUUAUUGUAGACCCAUUUUAAGUGGUCAUUGUGUUGCCGGUACCAAAGGGCUUUAGUAUUGUUGUCAUUUAGGUGUUUAUCCAGUAUGCUGCUUGUCUUAAUCAUUUUGAGUGCAUUGAAAGUGCAAUUAUAUUAACAUUGACAGUAAAAGUUAAUUUGUUAGACGGAAGUGUACUCUAGUUUAAUAUGUGGAAUAUGGUUCGUGCUUGAGUUGGCCUUUGUUGGGGUUUUCUUGGAUCACCUCGAGUGACCGAGCUCAUAGGGUCCAUUAGCAAUUUCAUGGGAUCACCAACCCCCACCCCCCAAUUAGAUCAAUCAAGUUACGCCCCUCUACAUGUAAAUAUGAGUCAGGGAACUGCACAAGCAUCCAUACGGUAACCAAAUCUGUAAUCUGUCUCUCACAGAGAGAAACAGAUAGAUGCCUUACCCAAGAGUGCAGGGCCCAUCGUGCCUGUUGCAGGAAAUCAUCUCACGUUUUUUAAUACCUCCCCCCAUGAACUAAUUACAAAUAGUUCAACUAAAGCUGCUCAUACUCAAAGAAAGGACAAUGCUCGCUUGUGUAUUUUACAGUUGCUGCUCUGUGAUCAAUGCGACCGAUGUGCGUUGUUUCAGAAAGAAACUGAAUAGUGUUUAUCGCUGAUCCAAAGGUGGAUCGUGAACCAAAUUUUUAGGGGGCCAAAUUGGUAUUUGCGGAAGGGAUUCGGCAAUGCUCCUGUGCCCCUGCCUCCACUCAAAACAAGUCUCCAAUCGCACGUCCAAAAGACUGUGUGCAAAUUAACCACAGAAUCAAAACAUCUGCUUCAGACAGGUACAAAAGGCACAACGGUCACUGUGCUUGUAGCCUACGAAAAAAAUCUGAGGCCUAAGAAAAAUUGGAGGUGGACGAUAAAACACGCACAGUUGUGUUCAAGCUUUGGCUUUAACUUGAAUUUUCCAUUUUUGGAAAGCUUCGAAUAGCCAGACCAGCUCAGCUGAGCAUUAACAUGAAAUGCAAAAAGUCAGCCUUCAAUGCUGAGAGAUUGGUGUUGAUGCAGUGGGUAGAUAGUAGGUCCUACCAUGGAGCUAUUUCUUUGCUCCAUACGGAACGCAGAUCCCGGGGGCUGUAUGUAUGUAGUACUGCUAAUCCGGCCCGACUACAGGCUGUAUACUUGCAACCAUCUUGAUAGUCCGACACGUUUCCUGAACUUUGGCAUGUUGGCUUUUCACGUUCUCCUUUCAAAACGUUUGUGUGAAACUGUUGUUCCCAAAGCAUAAUUCAUCCCUUUCUCUGCGUGGUGUUAAGAGUAUAUUUCACCAUCAGAAAAAUUAAUUGCAAAAAAUUUAUUUUCUAAUGACAUUUUUUUAAUACGGAUAUAAUAAUGUGAAUGGGCUUAAUACACCGACAUUACUAAUAAUUGCAGACAGCGAUUAUCCGUGAAUAUGUCCUUGAGUGUUAUUACAAUAGCACACAUGCAGUUGGUUGCAAGGUGCCUACCCAAGUCCAGCUUACUAAGUAAACAAUAUUCUCUUUUGGUGCCCAAGAAGAUUGGAGAUUAUCGUCGAGUGGCAAAUCGAUGCCUUAUUUCGGCAACAGUUACUAAGACCAGACAGUCGUAGAAUUUGUCUCAGAUUCAUUUUUCACAGUCUGAAGAUUUUUACCGUCGUCCACAUUUCAUGUCAAUGGCCACGUUCUUUACGGCAAUAUGCCUUUGAGAUACCCCCCCCCCAAAAAAAGGUUAUCUUUGGUUUGCCCUUACAUUCUCUUUGUAUCUUUAAGUUAAUGCGAGUUUGAAGAGCUUUAUUCUGUACUUUUGAUGUUUUGUUUGAAUGUGAAAUUCUGUAUACAACCACCGAGAUCGUUUGCUUUUAAUUUGGAAAUGGAUGUCUUUGUUUCACGUAGGAGAUGCGUAUCGCCUAUGUGAAACAAAGACAUGAUGACGAAAAAUUUGAACUGUUCAGAAAUGGAUUGGUAAAGUCGUUGUUUUAGAUGUUGUAAUGUUAUUUUGUAAAUAAAAAAUCUUUAAAUAAACGAA